Molecule: messenger RNA, 291 nt
Organism: Protopolystoma xenopodis
Lineage: Eukaryota; Metazoa; Platyhelminthes; Monogenea; Polystomatidea; Polystomatidae
Source: the annotation of a GenBank genome assembly
AUGGUAAUCUUCAUCAACAAUGAGUUCGUAAACAGCAAGUCGGGUAAAACAUUUCCCACCCUCAAUCCGUCGACCGAGAAUGUGAUAUGCGAGGUACAGGAGGGCGAUGCUGCCGACAUCGCCAUCGCAGUCGAAGCUGCUAAGCGGGCCUUCGGCCUCAACUCGCCGUGGCGGCAACUGACUUCAUCCGAUCGAGGCGACCUACUUUAUAAGUUGGCCGAUUUGUUGGUGCGAGACGCUGAAUAUUUGGGGGUGAGUCACCAUUGCGACGGUCUGUCUUUUCGUCGUUAA